Messenger RNA from Lepus europaeus (European hare), 2444 nucleotides. It is a transcript of the gene LGALS9, whose product is annotated as galectin 9. Gene Ontology annotation, cellular component: nucleus; cytosol. Gene Ontology annotation, molecular function: galactoside binding; carbohydrate binding. The transcript is spliced from 11 exons. Gene Ontology annotation, biological process: negative regulation of CD4-positive, alpha-beta T cell proliferation; negative regulation of type II interferon production; positive regulation of gene expression. The record is from RefSeq and is a predicted model, not a curated record. Bases 156 to 1220 code for a protein of 354 amino acids. NCBI's taxonomy places the organism in Eukaryota, Metazoa, Chordata, Mammalia, Lagomorpha, Leporidae.
CUCCUUCCCCGACACUGGUCCCCCUGCCCCUGGCUCCUCCCUAUUGGCUAACUGCCAAACUACUUUAGUUUCUAUUUCCCUACUCGGUCCUUCCCUGAGCAAAGGACCUCUCGGCUUGGUGUGAACGGCAGCAGUGGCCCAGUGCUGGUGAGGACAUGAUGGCAUUCCAACGCCCCCAGCCUCCCUUCUUGUAUCCGGCUGUGCCCUUUACCGGGGAGAUCCAAGGAGGCCUGGAGGACGGGCUUCAGAUCACUAUCAAUGGGUGUGUUCACCCCAGCGCCAGCAGGUUUGCAGUGAAUUUACAGACUGGCUUCAGUGAGAACGACAUUGCCUUCCACUUCAACCCGCGCUUCCAAGAGGGUGGAUACGUGGUCUGCAAUACCAAGCAGAAAGGCAACUGGGGCGUGGAGGAGAGGAAGAUGCACAUGCCCUUCCAGAAGGGGGCGCCGUUCGAGCUGUGCAUCCUGGUGCAGAGCUCACAUUUCCAGGUGACAGUGAAUGGUUCCUUCUUUGUGCAGUACGCACACCGGGUGCCCUUCAGCAGCGUGAACGCCAUCUCUGUCGCUGGCUCUGUGCAGCUGUUCUACAUCACCUUCAAGAGCACCCGUGUGGCCCCCGGCCAGCCAGCCUUCACGAGGCCAUCCUCCCAGCCAAUGCGUUUCCCACACAAGUGCAAGGGGCGCAAAGCAAGACCUCCAGGCUUCAGCUCUGCCAACUUUGCCCCUGUCACUCCAGUGGUGAUGCCCACGGCUCAGAGUGUCCCUGGACAGAUGUUCCCAAAUCCUGGAAUCCCACCCAUGCUGUACCCCAACCCUACCUAUCCCAUGCCUUUCUUCACCGGCAUCCCGGGAGGGCUGUACCCAUCCAAGUCCAUCAUCGUGACGGGCACCAUCCUGCCCAGUGCUCAGCAGUUCCACAUCAACCUGCGCUCCGGGAGUGACAUCGCGUUCCACCUGAACCCACGCUUCAACGAGAACGCCGUGGUCCGCAACACCCAGAUCAAGGGCUCGUGGGGGUCCGAGGAGCGGAAGCUGCCACGGCAAAUGCCCUUCCACCGUGGCCAGAGCGUGGCGGUGUGGAUCAUGUGUGAGAGCCACUGCCUCAAGGUGGCCGUGGACGGCCAGCACCUGUUUGAGUACAACCACCGCCUGAAGAACCUGCCUGCCAUCAACAACCUGGAGGUGGCCGGCGACAUCCAGCUAACCCACGUGCAGAUAUAGGCGACCUCGCGGGGGCCUCCCCGGCCUCUGGCCUUUAGCCUUGCUGCCUCACCUUGCACCUGCUCCAACCCCUCACCCUCCAGGAAAGCCACCUGAGGACUUCCUGCAGGCCUGCAAUGGGCCAGAACUUUCUCAGCAGUGGGCUCGCCCCUUGGCCGUGUCCUUAAAAUAAACAAGCUUCUUGGCGCGCAAUGUGAGGGGGCCACAGUUUACUAAGUGUGUCUGGGGACAUUGUAGAGUCUGUGGAAUUGGAAGGGAGUGGGAGGAGAGAGCAUGGAUGCCCACGUCUACCCCACAGGCCAUCAGGAGGCAGCUCGGGGCUCCGGCCUCCAGGGCAAGAAUCCCUGGCACAAGAGCCCUAGGCGAGGGACCUGGGUGCCAGGUGCAGCUUGUCUGCCCCAGAGCGGGAGGGAUUUCGGGGGUGGAGACACGCCAGCUAGGGGGCGUCAUGAUUUGAGAGGCAGAGAGACCGUUCCCAUGUAUAGGUUCACUCUCUGGCCCCAGUGGUCGGGGCUGGGCCAAUCCAAAGCCAGGAGCUGGGAACUCAAUGCAGGCACCUGUGGGCGGCAGGAGCCCAAGCACUUAGCCAUUGCCUGCUUCCUUCCAGGGUGGGCAUCACCUGGAAGCUGGGAUUGGGAGUGGGGCUGGGACUUGAACCCAGGUACUCUGUGGACAUCCCAACCACCAGGCCAAAAGUCCGCCCUACCUCCCCGAGGCUGAGGUUUGGGCUGUGGGUAGGAUGUGAUGAUGUCAUGGGCAGAGCCCCCGGGCUGGACUCCGGUGGCUUUGUUAGGAGAGGGAUGGGGCCUGGAGGACACACGUGUGCUCCCCACCCCUCAGCACGUGACGCCAAGGCCACCGCCAGCUGCGGUCACCUGACCUUGGACCUCAUGAGGGGCGCACCCAAACAAACCCCUUUAUCAUUUACCCAGCCAGUGCUGUGGCACAGUAGCUUAAUGCCCUGGCCUGAAGCGCUGGCAUCCCAUAUGGGCGCCGGUUCGAGACCCGGCUGCUCCACUUCCAAUCCAGCUCUCUGCUAUGGCCUGGGAAAGCAGAAGAUGGCCCAAGUCCUUGGGCCCCUGCACCCACGUGGGCGACCUGGAGAAGGCUCCUGGUUCCUGACUUUGGAUCAGCUCAGCUCUGGCUGUUUCGGCCAACUGGGAAGUGAACCAGCGGGUAGAAGACCUCCCUCCCUCCCUCCCCCCUGCCUCUCCUCUCUGUGUA